Molecule: messenger RNA, 854 nt
Organism: Cariama cristata (Red-legged seriema)
Lineage: Eukaryota; Metazoa; Chordata; Aves; Cariamiformes; Cariamidae
Product: transcription initiation factor TFIID subunit 11-like
Exons: 1
Source: RefSeq, a predicted model, not a curated record
GGCUCCUCGGAGCAGCCCCUGCCAGGCGGCCGCAGCCAGGGCAGCCUGGAAGCGCUCUGCUGGGGAAGAGCCCUUGGCCUGGCGAAGAGCCCAGCGCGGUGCCCCGUCCACAGCCCGGCAGGAUUGCCCCGGACGGGAAGCAGGAGUGGGGUGCGGAGCGGGUGGGUAAAGACCAGUGCCUGCCCGCAUCUGAGCCGGUGACUGCUGCAACACCCACACCGGGGAAGAAGCCGGUGACUGGGAGGGAGCCUGCGGCAUGGAGCAAUCCUGUGCCAGCUGGGAAGCCAGACACCGGGAAGAAACCCAGUUCAGGGAAAACACCAGCAUGUGGAGACAAGGCUGAUACUAGGGAAAAGCCAGAGGUGGUAGCAAAGCCGGAGACCGGAGGGAAGCCAGUGACUGGGGAGAAACCUGUGCUGGGGAAGAAGCCAGAGACUGGUGGGAAGCCGGAGACUGGGGAGAAGCCAGAGGCUGGGGGGAAACCUGAGGCUGGGGAGAAACCUCUGCUGGGGAAGAAGCCGGAGACUGGGGAGAAGCCGGAGAGUGAGGGGAAGCCUGAGGAGGGAAAGAAGCCUGAGUCUGACCAGGGUGACAGUGGGGAGGAUGAUGACAGUGAUGACGACGACGACGACGAUGAUGAUGAUGAUAAAAAUGAGCAUGGCGAUGACAAUGGUGAUGAUGACGGUAAUGAUGAUGGUGAUGACGAUGGCGAUAACGAUGGCGACGACAAUGGUGGUGAUGAUGAUGAUGACGAUGACGAUUACAAUGACGACGAAGACUACGGAGAUGAUGAUGGCAACAGUGACAAUGAUGAUGACAGUGAUGAUGGUGGUGAUGGUGAUGAUGCUUGGUGA